Molecule: messenger RNA, 1013 nt
Organism: Physella acuta
Lineage: Eukaryota; Metazoa; Mollusca; Gastropoda; Physidae
Product: dynein axonemal light chain 4
Biological process (GO): microtubule-based process
Cellular component (GO): dynein complex
Source: RefSeq, a predicted model, not a curated record
UAAACUUAGUUACCAUUUUUUAUUCACAUCUUUAACUCUUUGUAAACAAAAGCUGAGUGCGCUCAAAAGUUUCAUAUUUGUCAAAGAUGGCCGAGACAACAGAAGAAAAAAAGGCAGAUGCAGAUUCAAAAAGAGUACAUACAUAUCCCUUGAUUCGACACUCUGACAUGAAUGAUGAGAUGAAAACAGAAGCCAUGGAAUUGUGUGUUACAGCCUGUGAAAAGUUUGCUUCAAAUAAUGAGAACGCUGCUAAAAUGAUAAAAGAUGCCAUGGACAAGAAAUUUGGUGCGUCAUGGCAUGUGGUUGUAGGGGAAGGUUAUGGCUUUGAAAUCACUCAUGAAGUGAAAAAUCUACUGUAUAUGUUUUUUGGUGGUAAUAUGGCAAUUAUACUCUGGAAAUGUUCAUGAUUUAAUAUGUUGGAUUGGUUGUGUUAAGUAAAAUAACAUCAUAUCUUUUGUUAAGGUAAUAAAAAUUUAAUCUGUGUUAUUAUAAAAGUAAUGCACUGGAUGGAUAUGUUAAUAAUUUUAAACUCCAUUGAAAUUAAUUAGACAUACCUAAUUAGUUUCGGGUUCCUAUUUUAUAAUGAGUAAUUGUUAAAUUUUAUUGUAUGUAAUGUUUCUGAAACAAAAGUGAGAUGUGUGAAUGUAUUUUACAAAUUGAUCAUUAUAACAAUGUUACACUUACAUUGACAGUUGUUUUUUUUUUAAUAUCUACACACAAGCCUGCUGAAAUUUAAGUUUAUUCUAGAUUUUUUAGAAGCACACUGGUGUUUGUUAAGCUAUACAUUCUCUGUUAACAUUUUAUUAUUAGCUCAGGCUCCUUGAAAAACUAAACAUUCCGUCCUAUUGAUGUUAUACAUCAAACAUGUAAAAAAAACAUACUUUUUAUGAAGUUACUGGUUUCAUUUUUUUUAACCUUGAAUAAAAUAAACUUUUACUAAUUUUAUUUGUUACUAGUGGUUUUCAGACAAUAUUUUUAUGCUACAGCAACUAUUAAAAUUUAUGGUUCUUUUA